Molecule: messenger RNA, 1602 nt
Organism: Ambispora gerdemannii
Lineage: Eukaryota; Fungi; Glomeromycota; Glomeromycetes; Archaeosporales; Ambisporaceae
Source: the annotation of a GenBank genome assembly
AUGAGUAAUAAAAAAUCCAUCAUGAUUCGCGGCGAGGCUUUAGCACCGAUGUUGGUGUGUGGCUUUGAAGUUGUUUCGACUCCAAACUAUCAAAUUGGCAAUCCAGAUAUGAGCAGUAAACUUGACAUGCAAGUACAAUCUCACCAAAAUAUGCCUCCGCGAUCAACGAUACCGCAAUCGCGAGAACAAAUACAGCAACAACUAAAUCACAAUACAAUAAACACAAGUUGUCCUGUUUUAUUCCCAAUCAAUUCAAAUUCCAAGACGGUCAACACAAAUCGUGGCAACGAACCUGCCUUACUCCCAAUUAUGUCACUCAACCCGUAUCAAAAUAAAUGGACAAUAAAAGCACGAGUGAUAAAGAAAUCCGAGAUUAGAACAUUCGUUAAUCAACGUGGCGAGGGAAAAAUAUUCAGCUUUAAUAUCAUGGACGACUCGGGCGAGAUUAAAGUUGUCUGUUUUACGGAAGCCUGCGAAAAAUUUUACAAUGUAAUUGAGGAGAAUAACGUGUACAUGAUCAGUAAUGCUAAAAUCCAAACUUCAAGAGCUAAAACGUCUGAUAUACAUGAUAUACACAACGAUUACGAAAUCCAUUUGGAAAAAAAUGCAAAAGUUACUUUAUGCCAAGAAGAAUGGGUACCGAAUAUCAAGUAUAAAUUUAUCAAAUUGAAUCGAUUAAAUGAGUUCAAUAAAGAUGACGUGAUUGAUGUCAUUGGAGUAAUUAUGGAAGAUAAUGGUGUCUCACAGUUCUUAUCCAAAAAAGGGCAAAAAUAUCUAAGUAAACGAGAGCUUGUACUGGUAGAUGAAACCUUCACUUCGGUAAAACUAGCACUUUGGGGGAAAUCAGCCGAGGAGUUCCAGGUAGAGAACAGCUCAGUUAUCGCGAUCAGGAAGGCUCGGGUCGGAGAUUUUCAAGGUCGCAAUCUUUCAGUGUACGCUAAUAGUUUCGUUCAAAUCAACCCUGAUAUUGACGAAGCAAAAACUUUACACAGAUGGUUUUCCUCACUUGAAAAUGACGAAACUUUCCACCCUCUUUCUAACUCCACGGGAGUUUCCAUUUCUUUCGAAAAUUUGCCCAGGAAAACGAUUUCACAAGUUGUAAGUGACCCUGCUUUAGGCAGACACAACAAGGCGGAUUAUUUUUCGGUUGUAGGUACCAUUGUUUUCGUCAACGAGAAAAGUACUUGGUGUUAUCCAGCAUGCCCAAAUUGCAAAAAGAAAGUAAUCGAUAACGGAGACGGUUCUUGGUUCUGUGAGAAAUGUCGAGGAACUAUACGACGACCAGACUACCGAUAUAUUUUUACUGUUGGAGUACUAGAUCAUAGUGGUCUUAUUUGGGUCUCCGCUUUCCAUGAAAUCGCCUUGAAACUUCUUGGCAUCGAAGCUAAUGAACUGCAUGAAAUGGAAGAGAGUGAUUAUGAUAAGUUUGAAGCGACUUUCAAGUCAAUGCGAUUCAAGUCCUUUGUGUUUUCGUGUCGCGCGAAAAGUGAGUACUACCAGGAUACUGAAAGGAUGAAGUACACCUUUGUUGAGGUUCAGCCGCUUAAUUAUGUCGAGGAGGGAUAUGAUUUAAUUCAACGGAUAAACAAAUUUACUAACUGA